This is a messenger RNA of Neurospora hispaniola, 1538 nucleotides long. Its product is annotated as rab-GTPase-TBC domain-containing protein. NCBI's taxonomy places the organism in Eukaryota, Fungi, Ascomycota, Sordariomycetes, Sordariales, Sordariaceae. The transcript has 2 exons. Gene Ontology annotation, cellular component: endoplasmic reticulum membrane. Gene Ontology annotation, molecular function: GTPase activator activity. The record is from RefSeq and is a predicted model, not a curated record. Gene Ontology annotation, biological process: positive regulation of GTPase activity; endoplasmic reticulum to Golgi vesicle-mediated transport. Bases 186 to 1421 code for a protein of 411 amino acids.
UUGUCUCGCCAUCAGCAGUUGCAUAGGUCCAACAUUACAAAACACGCAAAAUUUCUCUCGAUCUGACGAGCUCAGGUCUGAAGGUCUUCAUUCUAUUUUCGAGUCCUUAAAUAGGUAGUAACCAGGCACCAACUUGACUGUUCCAGUCACCAACCAGUCCUGGUCCAGUUAGAGCCUCCAGCAGAAUGUCACAGAUGGACAGCGGCAGCUCAAGUGAAAGCGGUGAUUCUCUUUCAGAGAAGGAGGAGAAAGUCAUCAUCGACCCAUUCUUCACCGAGAAGGAAGCCGCCAUUCUCAAAGCAUGUUCCCAACGAGACCUCACCAAACUCCGUGACCUCGCCGAAUCACGAGGGGGUUUCCUAACCGACGAACUUCGUCAACAAGCAUGGCCCAUCCUCCUCGGCCUCCCACCAGACUCCUCCUCCUCCUCCUCCUCCUCCUCCUCCUACUCCUCCUGGGACUCCCUCCCCCCUCACCAAGACGAAGACCAAGUCCAACUCGACGUCGACCGGUCCUUCACCUACUACCCCUCCCACACCUCCGACUCCGCGCGCUCCUUACAAAAAUCCCUUCUCUCCUCGCUCAUCCUCUCCGUUCUCCGCCGGCACCCCUACCUCCACUACUUCCAAGGCUACCACGACAUCUCCCAAGUCCUUUUACUCGUCCUCCCCGCCCACCUGCGCUCGCCCGCACUCGCCCGCCUCUCCGCCCUCCGCAUCCGCGACUUCAUGCUUCCCAACCUCCAAGCAGCCAUCGCCCAACUGCGCCUCAUCCCCGACAUUCUAAGGGUAUCCGACCCGCCUCUCUGGCGGCACCUAUCAGGAACCGAACCCUUCUUCGCCUUGUCCGGGACGAUAACCAUGUACGCGCACGACAUCACCACCCUCGGAGAAAUCACCCGCUUGUUCGAUGUUUUGUUGGCGAGGGAACCCGUGUUUAGCGUGUACAUGUUUGCUGCGAUCGUCAGGUCGCGGAGGGAAGAGCUGUUUGAGACGCCGGAAGACGAGCCGGAGAUGUUGCAUUCGAUUCUGUCCAAGCUGCCGCAGCCGCUGGAUCUGGAAGGGCUGAUUGGCGAUACGGUGGCGCUGUUUGCAAAGUAUCCACCUGAACGGCUGCCGAGUUGGCGGUGGGGGAUUUCGGGGUCGAGUGUGCUGAAGACGGCGAGAGAGGGGGACAAGAAUAAAGGGGCGACUGGGCAGACGAUGGAAGAUGGAAAGAGGUUUUUUGAGAGGCAGGUGAGGGAGUUGUUGUGGUUGGAGAGGAGGGACAAGGCAAGGAAGUGGAUGUGGAAGAAUAGGAGGCCGGUGAGGACGUUGGGGCUGGCGGUUUUGGUGGGUAUUAUUGCGAUAUUGCUGAGGAGGGCGCCGGGCGGGCCGAUGGCUUGGGUCAUGGGGGUUGUAAAUCGGUGGUGGUUGACGUAGAUGGGAGGUGAAGUAGAGCAUCAUCAUGGAAAUGGAACUUGUAAAAGCAGGAGACCACCAAGGGCGAGGAUUGCUGUGAAACAACUGUCAUAAACGUGGAUACCCAGAACUCGAGAC